GGGCUCUCCCCCCCGCACAUCACGCUUGUCUCCCGGUCGUUGCUAACAACCUGCUGCCUGGAACUUCCCCACGGUUCUCUCAUGCAUAUGCGCUCUGUAGCUGCGGUGUUCCCGGGCCGUGUGUGAGGAUGAGGCCGGCUCGACGCUGAGUGUUGUCCGCCUCUCGGCUCCCUGCUGGCUGCAUGCUGCUCCGUGUCCCUCCGCCUGCUCUCUGACGCUGGAGGCUGCAGUCUGGCCUCCAGCCGCGGCUGCAAACCUGCUUCACUCGUCCGCGUCGCCUCGCUCCCACAUCAUGUUUGUUUUAUGAAGAUGGUGGUGAGGGGGACACUGUGAACUAAAUGACUGUCAGAAACAUCGCCUCCAUUUGUAAUAUGGGCACCAAUGCCUCUGCUCUGGAGAAAGACAUCGGCCCGGAGCAAUUUCCAAUCAAUGAACACUACUUUGGAUUGGUCAAUUUCGGAAACACAUGUUACUGUAACUCAGUGCUGCAGGCUCUCUACUUCUGCCGGCCUUUCCGGGAGAACGUGCUGGCCUACAAAGCCCAGCAGAAGAAGAAGGAGAACCUGCUCACAUGCCUGGCCGACCUCUUCCACUCCAUCGCCACGCAGAAGAAGAAAGUGGGCGUCAUCCCACCCAAGAAGUUCAUCUCCCGCCUACGGAAAGAGAACGAUCUGUUUGACAACUACAUGCAACAGGACGCACACGAAUUUCUGAACUACCUGCUGAACACGGUGGCUGACAUCCUGCAGGAGGAGAAGAAGCAGGAGAGGCAGAACGGACGCCUCAAGAACAAUGGCACCGGCGUCACCACGGAGACAGAGACGGAGAACAAGACAGAGCCCACAUGGGUUCACGAUAUCUUCCAAGGCACACUGACCAAUGAGACGCGUUGCCUCAACUGUGAAACGGUGAGCAGCAAAGACGAGGAUUUUCUGGAUCUUUCUGUGGAUGUGGAGCAGAACACAUCAAUAACACACUGUCUCAGGGACUUCAGUAACACAGAGACUUUGUGCAGCGAGUACAAAUACUACUGUGAGGCGUGCUGCAGCAAGCAGGAAGCACAGAAACGGAUGCGUGUGAAGAAGCUUCCUAUGAUCCUGGCCCUGCACCUGAAGAGGUUCAAGUACAUGGAGCAGCUGCACCGCUACACCAAGCUGUCCUACAGAGUGGUGUUCCCCCUGGAACUGCGUCUGUUCAACACGUCUGGGGACGCGGUCAACCUGGAUCGCAUGUAUGAUCUAGUUGCUGUGGUGGUUCACUGUGGCAGUGGUCCAAACAGAGGUCAUUACAUCACCAUAGUGAAGAGUCAUGGCUUCUGGCUGCUAUUUGAUGAUGACAUUGUGGAGAAAAUUGACGCCCAGGCCAUCGAGGAGUUUUACGGGCUUACCUCAGACAUCUCCAAGAACUCUGAGUCAGGAUACAUCCUCUUCUACCAGUCCAGGGAGUGACUGAGCGCUGACAGAGGAUGAGACUGAAUAGGAUGAAACUAUUUGUAUGUUACCUUCAGCCCAACAGACCCCAGACUCCUGCCCUCCUCCGCCUCCUCCUGUUCCUCCUGCUCCUCCUCCACAUCAGACCUCUCUGACACAUGUGCCAUUCCUUUGCCAGUCCCAGUGUCAUCAGCCUCUGGGGUUUAUCUGUACUUCAUCUUUCUCUUUGUGCGUUUUAGUCACCUGCAUCUGGACUGCACUUUAAAACAAAAGCAAAAAUGCUCAACAGCAUGACAGAAACAAAAUGGAGUGUACGUGCUUGGUAUAGACUAGUGGGAGAAGGAGGUGAUUCUCUACAAGGAACGAGAUGAGGUGAAGGGUCUGAUGCACAUACAGACAGCUGUCAGAAAUUGUACUAUAUCAUUUAUUUAUAUAUAACGUCCCCUUCCCCCACAUGAUUCCUUUCAUUGUCCCCGUCACUGUCCUUCUGAUGUGUUCAUGAAUGAAGUUGGAGACAAACACUGUAUACAAAGCAUAGAGAGAAUCUGAAGCAAUACGUUAGCAUUCAUUAUAGAAGUCACAAGCUAACAACUACCUAAACUGAGUAACUUGUUAACAGUCUAGAGGUUGUUUCGUUCUGUGAGCUGCACUGUGUCAACGUGACAGCUCAUGUUAUAUCGAACCACAUACGAACCAAUACUUUGACACUUAAACACUACAAAGGAACGGAAAGCCUUAAAGGGAUAGUUCGCCCAAAAAUGAGAAUUCACUCAUCUACUCACCAGUAUGCCGAUGGAGGGGUGGGUGAAGUGUUUGAGUCCACAAAGCACUUGAGGAGUCUUAGGGG
Messenger RNA from Hippoglossus stenolepis (Pacific halibut), 2277 nucleotides. It is a transcript of the gene usp46, whose product is annotated as ubiquitin specific peptidase 46. NCBI's taxonomy places the organism in Eukaryota, Metazoa, Chordata, Actinopteri, Pleuronectiformes, Pleuronectidae. Gene Ontology annotation, biological process: protein deubiquitination. Bases 339 to 1448 code for a protein of 369 amino acids. Gene Ontology annotation, molecular function: cysteine-type deubiquitinase activity; cysteine-type endopeptidase activity. The transcript is spliced from 9 exons. The record is from RefSeq and is a predicted model, not a curated record. Gene Ontology annotation, cellular component: cytosol; nucleus.